Messenger RNA from Daphnia pulicaria, 1856 nucleotides. Its product is annotated as glycoprotein 3-alpha-L-fucosyltransferase A-like. Bases 620 to 1411 code for a protein of 263 amino acids. The record is from RefSeq and is a predicted model, not a curated record. The transcript is spliced from 5 exons. Gene Ontology annotation, cellular component: membrane. Gene Ontology annotation, molecular function: alpha-(1->3)-fucosyltransferase activity. Lineage: Eukaryota; Metazoa; Arthropoda; Branchiopoda; Diplostraca; Daphniidae.
AUUUGCGUUCGUGCUCUUUAAAAAUGUCGUGACACGAAAUAAAAAGAAGAAAUGCGACAGUGUUGAGAGGGGGUAGCUAACUGCUAAAGGGGUAGUAGGGGAAGGGGGUUAAAAUGGCGUCUGCCAAAAUAACCCUACACGCUUCACAGUACACACACACUAACCUCGUCGUCUUCACUCGCUGCAGGAUUUUCUACUACACAGCCACUUCCAAAAAAAAGGAUUGGCGUUGUUUGCGGUGCUGCUCGUCUACUCGCAACUUCCAAGGCGAUUCUUCUCAGUCGGCGGAAUAUUACGAGGACCCUUCAAACUGCCGCCAAAGUCAAACGCGACGGGCGAACGCUACGAACUGGUGCACAAAUACGAGCAGGAGAGACUGCCCGAUGUGGUUUUCAAACGGAUACUCUUCUGGAAUGACUAUUUCGGGAUUCCUGAUUAUCAAGUUGGACUCGGCCGUGAUGCCCUGCGCAAAUGGGAUUGCCCGGUAUGGCAGUGCGAAAUUUCCAACGAUCGCACCAAUGUCCAGGACUACGACGCUGUCGUCUUUCACUUUCGCAGCUGGUCUCAAAGAGAUUUGCCACAACGUCGGUCACCUCACCAGCGCUACAUUUUCUGGGCUAUGGAGUCUGCUGCCUGGACGGAAUACAUGGACACAAGUCCGAUGGCCAAUUUCUUCAACUGGACCGUGACUUACCGAUGGGACUCUGACAUGGUUAGGCCUUACGGCUAUGUCAAACCGAUUGGAAAUGUACCACUUCAUCCAAGUGAGAGUCAAAUGAAAGAGUAUUUGCCCAGUUGGAAAGUGAAUUACGCCGAUGGCAAGACGAAAAUGGCCGCUUGGUUCGUUACCAACUGCCACUCGAAAAGCAGUCGAAACGAAAUGGUCCAGGAACUGCAAAAGUACGUGCAAGUGGACGUGUACAGCGGCUGUGGAACCUUGUCGUGUCCAAAGAAACCGGGCGAAGAUGCUUCGAGUGAAGAGUGUCUGGCCAUGGCGGCGAAAAACUACAAGUUUUACAUGGCGCUGGAGAAUUCGCUGUGUCUCGACUACAUCACUGAAAAGUUUUUUGGAAUACUUCAUCGCCCGAUAGUCCCGAUCGUUUACGGCGUUCACGACCACUACGAUCAAAUUGCACCGACCCAUUCCUUCAUUAACGCGGCCAAAUUUGAAUCUAUGAAAGAAUUGGCCGACUACCUGAUUCUACUCGACAAGAACGACACGCUGUACAACGAAUAUUUCUGGUGGAAACCUCAUUUUGAGGUGCGCUACACUCAAAAGGACAUCAACGUUGGCGCGUGUCACUUGUGCGCCGCUCUCCACAACACGACACUUUCGCCGAAAAUCUACGCCAACAUGACCGACUGGUGGGAAACUCAAUCCUACUGUGUGUUUUCGCCUCUGAUCUCCUGAAGCUGCCCAAUAAAAGGAGAAGUGAAAUGUCGCGAUGACGAGGGGAAGUUGAAAGAAAAAGUGAUCGUCGACCGGUACAGUUGGUAGAAAUUCGGAAGAAGGAAACGGAAGGAGAAACGUCCGUUUUCUACUUCCGCCAAAUCUCGGAUGAAGAGGUACGCGUCCAUGAACCGGUUUGACGUAACCGUAAGGACUGACGAUAUCAGAGUCCCAACGGUAUGAAAACGUCCAGUUGAAGAAAUUGACCAUGGGACUAUUGUCCACCAUGUAUUCGCGCCACGCUGCGGAUUCCAUGAUCCAGCCAACGUAGCGCUGAUGGGGCGACCGACGUUGCGGCAAGUCGUUCCGGCUCCAACUGCGGAGGUGAAAGACAACGGCGUCGUAGUCCUGGACAUCGUUGCGGUUGUCCGACGUUUCGCACUGCCACACGGGACACCCCCGUUUC